ACUAUCAUCACUCAUGUCACAACUUUUGAAGAUGGCAGAACAACAAGACCAAGCUUUUUACGAUGAUGCAAAGAAGUACUGGGGUGGAGUCCCAGCCACUGUCGAUGGCAUGCUAGGAGGCUUUGCACACAUUUCCAACACCGAUAUCAAUGGAUCUACCAAGUUUUUGAGACAGUUUAUCAGGGGUAAGAAUUCAAGAACUGGAUCCAAGAGAGUACUGGACUGUGGAGCUGGAAUCGGCCGAAUAACGAAGCGUCUCCUAAUGCCCUUAUUUGAAACAGUUGACCUUGUUGAACAGGAUCCGGCUUUUGUCGCAAAAGGAAAAGAAAAUCUUGCGGAGCAUGCCAGCCAAAUAGGAACAUAUUAUAACUGUGGUUUACAAGAAUUCACACCAGAGCCGGGAUAUUAUGAUGUGAUUUGGUGUCAGUGGGUGCUGGGUCAUCUAACUGAUGAGGACUUUGUUGAAUUCUUUAAGAAGUGUAAAGCGGGUAUUAGGGAAAAUGGACUUAUUGUGGUAAAAGAGAACUUGACGAGAGAAGCUGAUGAGUUUGAUGCAACUGAUAGCAGUUAUACUCGCACUUACGAGAAUCAUGUCAAACUCCUUAAAAAGGCUGGACUGGAGAUAAUCAAAGAAGAAAAACAAACGGGAUUUCCAAAAGCGAUUUUUGAAGUCAGAAUGUUUGCUAUGAAGUAACUUUGAUGAGCUUUGCUGACUUUUAAUCCAUUUAGAUUGUUUUAUGGACUGCUAAUUAUGUAAGUUUACACUUACUUGCACUUUUCACAGCUUUGUUGAUCAUGAACAUCCAAUGAUUAUGACAGUUGACCAGUAUCUUGGAACUGAUAUAUUUUAUCAUUAGACAGUUGUUUGCAUUUGUUAGUUUAAAACGUUUUAGGAUUUGUUUGAAUUCUUCAAGUGCCUCCGAUGGUCUUUUUCAUCCUGCUCAUCUUGGGUUUGAAUAUUUGUCAGAGUACCAGUCAUGUCUGUAAGCAUGUAUAAGAAUGACAGUUCUCAUUCUGUCAAAUCAAAAUAAAUGUAUAUUUUCAUCAUAUGAAAAGUUGUGGUACAUGUACAACCCCUAUUUUUCUGUAAAAAUAAACAGUUUG
Messenger RNA from Lineus longissimus, 1104 nucleotides. Its product is annotated as N-terminal Xaa-Pro-Lys N-methyltransferase 1-B-like. The record is from RefSeq and is a predicted model, not a curated record. Gene Ontology annotation, biological process: rRNA modification; N-terminal protein amino acid methylation. NCBI's taxonomy places the organism in Eukaryota, Metazoa, Nemertea, Pilidiophora, Heteronemertea, Lineidae. The transcript has 2 exons. Gene Ontology annotation, molecular function: rRNA (adenine-N6,N6-)-dimethyltransferase activity; N-terminal protein N-methyltransferase activity. The coding region runs from base 14 to 694 and encodes 226 amino acids. Gene Ontology annotation, cellular component: cytoplasm.